UCAAAGUCCUCACAAAUCCAGAAAUGUCAAGAUGACAGCUAAAACAUUUAAAUAAACAAAACAAACAUUAUGAGUCCUACUAGCUAUUGGUUGUGAUGGUUUCUAAGGAGUAUGUUUCUGCGUUGCUGCGUCGCUUACACUAAAUUUUAACAUAGCAACAUCGCAGUCACAUCGGAGCAGAUAUCAGGACAGAACAUGACAGCCGGUUCCAUUGUGGUUCCUCUCAUUAUUCCGAUUCGUAUCCCUCCACCUGGUAAAGCCAAACAUGAGAUUGACACCACAACUCAGGUUGAGAUCAAAUCAGAUACCCCAGAUGUCACUAUCUACUACACACUGGAUGGUUCUAAACCAGAGGUGACGAAGAGACAAGGGUUUGGAGAAAGCAACGCAUUGAAGUACUGUGGACCAAUAUGCUUAUCUGCGGGAAAAGUGACAGUUAAAGCCCUGGCUGUUGCCAGUGAUGGUCGGGAGAGUGCCAUUGUCACCAAGGUAUUUCUGGUGGAGUAUAUGCCCUCAAAAGAGCUCCCUUCUGUUGAAGACAAUGAAGAGAAGGAAUAUGAACGAAACCUCCCUAGACAGGAGAUGGGGACAGAAAUUGGUUCUAGGGAUUCCAAACUGGCGCUACAAGUUCCAAAGAUCAAGGGAAAGAACUCCUACAGGAUCCCUCAAGGCCCUCGGUUCCUAAGCAGCCGUCUAGGGCUUGUACCCCAUGCUGCGGAGCACACAUCUUUACAACGUUCUAAGACACUGAAUGUGAGCAUGGAAGACAGUGCCUUCAAAAACCUGACGAGAACGCAAAUGUCAAGGGUCCAAAGGGAAACAGAUUUUCUGAGGUGUGCCAAGUGCUUGAGCCAUCGCCCUUCAGACCCCUUUGCACGCUUUUGUCUGCAGUGUGGUACCGCCUUGCCUCCUGUGCCAGGCCAGAGACUGCCACCAACAGAGGGCGGACAGAUGGGCUUGUGUGUCCACUGUAAAACCAUGGUGCCGGUCAACACCCCCACAUGUGUGGUGUGUGAGGCUCCCAUGAGCCCCCAGCUCCAACCUCAGGCCAGCUUAAGACUCCAGAACAAGUUGAUCUGUCAGUCAUGUGGAACUGGCAACCCUCCACAUAUCACCAAUUGUGUGACCUGUGAAACGAAACUACUGCUGCCACCCACUGCCAUUUUCUGUGGUCAGAGUGCGCCACCACUUCCCUCUGGAGAAGGCAAGUUGGUGUCCUGUACGAAAUGCAGGCGCAUCAACCACUCAGAUGCACGCUUCUGUGAUUGGUGUGGUUCAAAACCUGGCCAUUCGGUCAGCUUUUUGAUUUGCUCCCGGUGUGGAACGAGCAGCCACCCCUAUGCCAACUUCUGUGGUUCAUGUGGAGUGUUUCUGGAGGGGCCGCCCAGGGGGGAUUCACACACUAGUAUCAACUGUUCCACAGGAGACAAUCUGGAGUCAGAUCAACUCACUUUUUUCUCUCCGCAUCAGCAGGCCUCCACCCGUCGUUCAGACGGUGGAACUGCCACCUGGCAGGCUGUGCCAUCCUCCAUUUCAGCACUGGCCCCGGUGCCAGCGUCGGCUGACCAACAGACUCAGACGGUAGGCUUGUUCUACCCAUCGACCACUGAGCUCCACAGAAAGGGCCAGCAGGUGGCGCUGGAGCUGAGCAGACUGGAGCAGAUGAGGGACCGCAGACCAUUGCUCACGGCAAUAAGCCCAGGCAGAGGGUACUGGAGGAAGCAGCUGGACCACGUGUGUGCUCACCUUCGUAGCUACACUCAGAACAACACUGAGUUCCGAGCUCUCAUUGGGGAACCUCGCAUGGGCAGGUUGGUUUCAGCUGUGAUCGAAGAGGACAACUUUGAAGUCAGUUUGAGGAUAAACUUUGUUUCAGCAGGACUUGAAAAAACUAAGGUAGGAAGUACUGAGAAGGCACUUAUCCUACCAGAGAACCAGAACCUCAGUAGUGUGACUGAAGGCAGGAGCAUGCUCUCAGUCAACCAGACUGAUAAUGGGAGUGAAAAUGCUAGCUUUAAGUCUGGUGCUUCCAGGAGAACAAAAAAAAAACUCAUUCAGAGCUGGAGCUCAGACAAUGCACACAAAUUGCCUCCAUCUAAAGACAGUUUGCUUCUGUCAGAAGUAGGCCGAGAUGGAAGGGGGGACAACUCUGUGGUCCAGCAACUGCUUGAUGAGGGUGCAGAUCCUUCAUGCCAGGGGAGCGACGGGCGUCCUGCACUAGUUGUAGCUGUGCUGCAUGGCCACCAUGAGGUCCUCCCUGUGCUGGUACAGAGAGGUGCUGACAUCAACCAGCAGUCUGGGCCGGUGAACAACACCGCUUUGCAUGAGGCUGCUGCUCUUGGGACUAAAGGCUUCCAGUGUGCAGAGACACUAUUAGGAUGCAAUGCCAGCAUUCGGAAGAAGAACGAUCGAGGUCUGACGGCAUAUGAUUUGGCGGUCACUUCAAAGUGUAGCCCUUUAGUAUCUCUACUAGCUUCUAAGAUGGGUCAGGGCAUGUUAGACAAACUUGUGAAAUCCAGGACUCAACCAAGCCUAGAUGUGUUCCACUGACACCUGGAACUGAGUGUCCCAAAUUACAUAUUCCAUUUAGUGCUUCUAUGAUCCCUGGUUGGACGUAUUGCACUAAAUAAGGAAAGUGGUAUCAUUUGGAUUGUAUUGAACCUCCAUGGUGGCCUUAAUGGGCUCAUGAUGCUGUAUAACAGUUUUUAAAAAAGGUGAUGAGGUGAGUUUAUUGGACAUUGGGCUGUUUUGUGACUUCCAGUCAUUGUGCAUUGGCUCGUAAACCUGCCUCUUCUUUCGUAUUGGAUGCAGAUAUGUAAAAAAGGUUUCCAUCUAAGAUCAUUGGGUAUAUUAAGGUCUGUAAUUAAACUCGAUGAGUUUUAAAACCCCAGUAGUUAAUAUAGGGUUUAUUCUGUCACUUUGGAUGAUUGUUGUGGGGGCGGGACUUUCGGUUUGGUAAGUGGGGAUUCCUUUGUGAUAUAUGCUGGGGUGGGACUUCCGGUGUGACGUAAGCUUGGGCUUGGUAUUUCCUGUGUGACGUACAGUUAAACCAAAAAGUAUUCAUACCCAUGCCCAAUUUUGAGCCAAAGUGAAUUUUUAUUUGACCAAUAAUAAUGUUUCUUCUGGCUGGAAAUAAUAUAAACACUGUAAGACG
Molecule: messenger RNA, 3154 nt
Organism: Esox lucius (northern pike)
Lineage: Eukaryota; Metazoa; Chordata; Actinopteri; Esociformes; Esocidae
Gene: dzank1
Product: double zinc ribbon and ankyrin repeat domains 1
Exons: 21
Coding region: 196-2550 (784 amino acids)
Biological process (GO): eye photoreceptor cell development
Molecular function (GO): protein binding
Source: RefSeq, a predicted model, not a curated record